Molecule: messenger RNA, 531 nt
Organism: Phytophthora infestans T30-4
Lineage: Eukaryota; Oomycota; Peronosporomycetes; Peronosporales; Peronosporaceae
Product: histone H2A variant 1
Exons: 3
Coding region: 13-423 (136 amino acids)
Cellular component (GO): nucleosome
Molecular function (GO): DNA binding; protein heterodimerization activity; structural constituent of chromatin
Source: RefSeq, a predicted model, not a curated record
CAGGCACAAUCGAUGUCAGGUAUCGGUGGAAAAGGAGGCAAGGGAGGCAAAGGCGGCAAGGGCGUUACAUCCAAGCGAGCACCACAGUCACGAUCGCAGCGUGCUGGUCUCCAGUUUCCCGUGGGUCGCAUUCAUCGCUUCCUGAAGAAGCGUGUGGCCAACAAUCAACGCGUGGGUGCCACGGCUGCCGUGUAUGCCGCCGCCAUCAUGGAGUAUUUGACUGCCGAGGUGCUGGAGCUCGCGGGCAAUGCGUCGAAAGAUCUCAAGGUGAAGCGCAUUACGCCGCGCCAUUUACAACUUGCUAUCCGCGGAGACGAGGAGCUAGACACGUUGAUCAAGGCCACGAUCGCGGGUGGCGGCGUCAUCCCGCACAUUCACAAGAACCUCAUUAACAAGCAGAACAAGAAGCGGAUGCCGCUGUAGAGCACACAAAGAAACCACUUUAUGUAGUUUCUUCUCGGCUUCUCCCUUCAGCGAUUGUGUUGCACUCAUGCGACGCGUAUAUAACUAAAAUUUGAGUUUCUGUCAGCU